Molecule: messenger RNA, 306 nt
Organism: Cooperia oncophora
Lineage: Eukaryota; Metazoa; Nematoda; Chromadorea; Rhabditida; Trichostrongylidae
Source: the annotation of a GenBank genome assembly
AUGACAGAAAAUAAUGUCGACGAUGACGAGGUUAUCCGUAUUAGACGGAGGAGAGCAUCAAGUGGUUCUGAUUCUCAACCGGGGAGUCCAAGUCGAAGCAAUUCCACUUCUGAAGAAGAAUCCGAAGAAGAGCAAGCAAACCCUCAACCUGUGGAGGAAUUCAACGCCGUCGGUAGCUGGCUUCUGGCUGAAGUCUGCGAAUGGCUGUUUUAUAUCAGUCCUCAUCUGCAUAGCCUAAAGAAUAGAAAGAAAACACCGAUUCCUGCAGCUCUCUCCAACGAGCCAUUGGCCAUGGAGGCAAUUUAG